AGGUGGCCACCCAUGGUUCUAAAACAUCAGGAGAAGUGUCACAUCUCUCUCAAGAAAUUGUCUUGAGACAAGAAGACCCAUCAUCUCAGGAGACACCAUCAGAAAACACAACAAUGGUGAUUAUACCAGUGAAAAGGCCUCCUCCUUGUGGUGGAGCAGAAACAGUGGCUGUACUUCCAACUCAGAUCGCCGUGUCCUUUGAAGAUGUAACUGUGUUUUUCUCUGAGGAGGAGUGGGCUCUGCUGGAUUUUAACCAAAAAUCCCUGUACAGAGAGGUCAUGCUGGAAAAUGCUAAGAAUGUAGAGUCCAUGGGGGAGAAGCCAUAUAGAUGUACAGACUGUGGAAAGAGCUUCACCACAAGUGGUUCCCUUACUGCCCAUAAAAGGAUCCACACAGGGGAAAAACCAUAUAAGUGCAUGCAAUGCAGGAAGAGUUUCAGCCAAAGCACUUCCCUUACUUCCCAUGAAAGGAUGCAUACAGGAAUAAAACCAUAUCAAUGCAUGGAUUGUGGGAAAAAAUUCAGUCAAAGCAGUGAUCUCAUUUCUCAUAAAAGGAUCCAUACAGGGGAAAAACCGUUUAAAUGUAUGGAGUGUGGAAAAAGCUUUACAAUGAGACGUGGUCUUACUUCCCAUGAAAGGAUCCACACAGGGGAGAAACCAUAUCAGUGCACAGAUUGUGAAAAGUGCUUUAUAAGUAGGAGUGAUCUUACUUCCCAUAAAAGGAUCCACACAGGUGAGAAGCCGUAUCAAUGCAUGGAGUGUGGAAAAAGCUUCAGUUGGAGCAAUAACCUUACUAGUCAUCAAAGGAUCCACACAGGUGAAAAACCAUAUAAAUGCAUGGAAUGUGGGAAGAGUUUCAGCCAAAGCACUUCCCUUACUUCCCAUGAAAGGAUCCAUACAGGGAUGAAACCAUAUCAGUGCAUGGAUUGUGGAAAGAGCUUCAGUACAAGCAGUGAACUCAUUUCCCAUAAAAGGAUCCACACAGGGGAGAAACCAUAUAAAUGCACAGCAUGUGGAAAGAGCUUCCGCAAGAGUACUGAUCUUAUUUCUCAUGAAAGGAUCCACACAGGAGAGAAGCCAUAUAGAUGUACAGAGUGUGGAAAGUGCUUCAGCCAACACAGAAAUCUUUCCUGCCAUAAAAGGAUCCACACAGGGGAGAAGCCAUACAAAUGCACAGACUGUGGAAAGAGCUUCACCACCAGCGGUUCCCUUACUGCGCAUAAAAGGAUCCACACAGGGGAGAAACCAUAUAAAUGCACGGAAUGUGGCAAGAGUUUCAGCCAAAGUGCUUCCCUUAGUUCCCAUGAAAGGAUCCAUACUGGGAUGAAACCGUAUCAGUGCAUGGAUUGUGGAAAGAAAUUUAGUAAAAGCAGUCAUCUUAGUUCUCAUAAGAAAAUCCACUCAGGAGAGAAGCUGUAUAAGUGCACAGAGUGUGAAAAGAGCUUUUAUACAAGCAGUUCCCUGAUAUCACAUAAGAGGAUUCACUCUGGUGAGAAGCCCUAUCAUUGCACGGACUGUGGAAAGAGUUUCAAUACAAGCAGUUCCCUUAGUUCACAUAGGAGGAUCCACACGGGAGAGAAACCAUAUGAGUGCCAAGAGUGUGGAAAGAGUUUCAGUCACAACACUUCCCUCUCUUUUCAUAAAAGGAUCCAUACAAAGAAGAACCCACCUGCCUGCAUAUAAUAUGGGAGGAACUUGUCAGAGUAGUGAAGUUCUGAUAAAAGGAGCUACAUGGAGAAAAGGCUCUGUACAUGCAUGGAAUAUGGAAAGAACUUAAGUCAUUCCAUUUCUGAUCAGCAUGCCAUGAUUAAAAGGGGAAUGGAUUAUUUAAUUAGAAAAAAUGAGUUAGAGUGAAAGAAAGAGAAGAAAUAGAAUGGAUGGACCAGUUAAAA
Molecule: messenger RNA, 1891 nt
Organism: Protobothrops mucrosquamatus (brown spotted pit viper)
Lineage: Eukaryota; Metazoa; Chordata; Lepidosauria; Squamata; Viperidae
Product: zinc finger protein OZF-like
Exons: 4
Coding region: 114-1682 (522 amino acids)
Biological process (GO): regulation of DNA-templated transcription
Source: RefSeq, a predicted model, not a curated record